CCGAGCCAGUUCCACAGUGUCGUUCGUUGGGAGAGCACGCGUCGCUCCCGGUCCGCGGUCCGUGAUACUUUUACGUGGUGGUUCAAAACCGGUUGGGAAAGUGCUUGAGGUGUGGCGUGGGCGAACAGAGCAGUGCCGCGUUCAACCAUAAAAUACUCUUGUUACAGUUCCAAAACUAAACUUUUUGUGUUUGAAAAAUAACUUUUAUAGUGUUUUGUGUGUAAUCGGAUCCCUGCGCUAUCAAUCGAGAGUGAAGGAGACAACAAUACUUUCGCCGCAAGUGUGAGCAAGACAGAAAAAGUUCUGGUUCAAACCGGUUAAUUGUCCGUUUCGAACGCAUCGCCUAGUAUGCUGGUUCUAUAAGUGAUCUGUGAUUGGUUAAUUUGAAAUAGUGAUUUUCAAGAUGGCUGUUGUUCCCGCUCUUUUUGGAUUGCUUUUGGCUGUUGUUGUGUCAGGCCAGGAUGUGGACAUCACCCCUCGCGAGGCAGUACGGAGGAUUGGAGACCAGCUCAGCGUACUGUGCAAAGUGCCAUACCCCAUCGACUCCUGCAGGAUGACAGUAGGCACCACGUCCUACCGGCUGAUACCUGAGAACCUGCAAGGAGACGUCGUCUACACCGGCCAAGGGCUGAAGGCCGGUCAAUGCGGCGCCCUGAUAAAGAACAUCAAGGAGGAGUGGAACGGCAACAUCACGUGCGUGCUGCCUCCCCCCUCCGGGAACAUCGAGCUGGUCGGCUCCAUGAGACUGCUGGUUGCAAGAGCACCUGGUGAGAUCCAGCUGAACUCCUCGCCGCAGCCCCCCUUCAAGGAAGGAGACACGUUCAUGGCACAGUGUGUGGUGCCCAACGGAAGACCAGCUGCCAAGAUCACCUGGUUCUUGGGAUCGGAAGAACUCCUCCACGGCACCCACCAGCCCGUCAUCACAUCGGAGCCAGGAUCUGACCUGAAGACCAUCAGCCAGAAUGUCACCAGAACCCUGACUGACGAGGACGAUGCCAAGUUCCUGGUCUGCAGAGCUGAACACGAGGCUUUGGAGAAACCCAAGGAAUUCAGGAUCCAACUCAAUGUGAACUACCCACCUAAACGCCCAGAAUCAGGCACCGUCACCAUCUUUGGCCUGAAGCUCGGAGCUGAAGGCAAGCUGAAUGUGACCGUCAAGGCCAACCCUCCCCCCACCGCGGAGUGGAGCAUCGGAGACCAGGUCCUGCAGGCUCCCAGGCAAUCGGAGAACGGGGAGAUUAUCGCACAGGCUCCUCUGUUCUUGGGUAACGGCUACUUCAACAUCACCCUGAUCCUGGCUCGCAUCACGAAGGAGGACGUGGACCGCACCUACUUCCUGCGAGUAGCCAACGACUUCGGCAGGGAGGAGAUUGCCGUCAGGAUCAGCACCAUGGAUGAACCAGCUGCUCGGAAAGCGAAGUCUUCAUAUUUGGUAUUAGAUAUAUAUGGUGUGGAAUUAGACACAGGAGCUAUAGUGGGCAUCGUGGUAGCUGUGCUGAUUCUGCUCAUCGCCAUCUUCCUCGCCGUGUUCGCGUUCGCCACCGAUAGAUGGUGCUUUGCCGGUCGGUCGCACCGCACCGACAUCCCUGACGGGGCUGAUUCGGAGGCCCCCCUUCCAUCUCACGACGACAUCAAGGGCUCGGAGAAUCCCUCCCACGACCACGGUGACUAUAUUAGCAACGGUGAUACCAAGCAUCCGGAAAAAAAGCCGGACACGGCCGUUUAAGCGUAAGUCAGGUUACUGUCACACGGUGAAACUCGGAUUUUUUGUAAUUUUUCUGUGAAAAUAUCGGUCCAUCUGGGGCCUUAGUCUGCUAUUACAAUUGUGUCAGAAUGGUCGUUCACUGAGCAGUUCAGAGAGCUAUGUAGGUUGUAUAGCUCCAUCCCUCUCGCACUGCUCAAUGAUCGACCAUUGUGACACAAUUGUAAUAGCAGACUAAGGGCCCUGAUUGUAAGUGGUUACUGUAAUCUAACCGCCGAGAGAGACAUUUAAUGAUUACUUAAACUAUUCCUUAGUAUCGAUUUUGUUCUGUACCCUUAGUACGAGUUUGAUUUACGUUGAACGAAAACGAAACGAGACCGCGUUCGGCUUUCUGAUUGGCGCGAAUAAACCAACCAAUAAAAGCGCCGAACGCACACUUGUUUCAUUCUCGUUCAACGAAAAACGUUCGUUCCGAAAACAAUUGCUAAGGACUGGGUUAAGUAAUCAUUAAAUGACUUUGAGUACGGUGGUUAGUAUGUUUUUUUUAAUACGUUGUCAUUGUCUUGCCUAAAUUUUGAUUGUUUUGUGUCUAUUUUUUUCUUUAAAUAAAUGUGUUUCGUAGAUAUUUUAAUUGAUAUCUAGCGAAAAUCAUAGAAAAAAAUGUUAAAUUGAGUUUUUUGGAUAUAUUAGUUAUAAAUUAUAAUAGAAAAUUGGAAAAAAAUAUUAGUUGUCACAAAAAAAUUUUUUGUUUUUUUUUAGUUUUUUCGAGUUUCACCGAUAUAUGAAUUCAACGAUAAUUAAAUUGUUUAAGUGACAGUUACACUAUAAAUAUGGACUUUCGUUUUGUCAGUGUCUUAGUGCCACACAUACAUGUUUAAAAAUUGUUACUUAUUACUAAAUAUUGUAUUUAAAAAUAAAAAAAUGUAUGCAAUUUUUAAAUAAUAAUAAUAAAAAUUCUAAAAUAUUAAGAAGGAAAUUUUGAAAGAAAUUAUUAUUAUAAUAAUAAUAGGUAAAGAAGUCAACCCGUCUAGAAGUCACCUGGCCUAAAAUAUGACUUCUAACGAAUUAAUUUUUAAACUACGACAUAUAAUAAUACUUCGUGACUAUUUUAAAAGACUUGCUGAACAUUCCGAAAUAUAUUUGACUGCUUUUUUGAAAAUAUACCUAUAUUAUUAUGCCAGUGACUUCUAGAUAGGUUUUUUUGAAAAAUAUAAAAUUAGCACUGAUUUGUAAUUUGUAAUUUGACGAAAAAUUUUUAAUCAUACUUACAUACAUACAUGUAAACCUCAAUUUUUCAAUAUUAACUACAGGUUUUUUUGAAAACGUUGCACACGAGAAAGAAAUACUUUAUUUGACAUUCUUAUUAUAAUAUAAUUUUAUUAAAAAAAACGCUUGCUUAAAUUUUUGACAUUUCAAAAAAAAUAUAUAAUAUCGAUUUUUUUUUCUCGUUUGCAAAUGUGACAGUUUUUUUUUUGAUAUAUAGGUUUUUUUAUACAUGUACGAACUAAGAAUCUCAUAAAUUAUGUAAAAUAUAAAGAAACCUUUCGAAAUAUUAUACAUAUACAUAUAUAAACAUAUUGUAUGUGUAACAACGAAAUCCCAACGCGUAAAUUUAAGGCAAUUUUUAAUAAAUAUAUAAAAAAAAUAAUAGGAAAAACGACGACUACUGUUCGGAACACAUGUUUUUUAUUAAAAAAUCUCUUUUAAAUCGAGAGACUUAUAUUAAUUUUUAACUUCAACUACUUAACUAAGUAUUGUUUUACAAAAAAAAAGUUUGUUUAAUAGGUUUUUUUUUAAUUAAAUUUUCGAAUGAUUUCAUUUAGAUUUUAAGAAAGGUAGAGAGACCAAUCGAUGGUUGAGAGGCUAAUUGAUCAAAGAAACAUAUUUUAUUUUGUGAUAUUAAGUUAUAUACAUCAUUCGAUGCAGAAAAAAUCGGUGAUUCUGAAUAUAUAUUAUAAGUGUGGGAGAGCCAUGCUUAGGCACAGCUGGGCCGACUCGACCGGAGUGAUACCACGGCCGAGCAGAAAGCCGAUGUAAAACAACGCUUACGUUGUGUGAGUGAGGUUCUUGGAGCCCCAAUUACCUACUUCCUAAUCUUCCUAAUCCCCGAUUCCCCAACAGCCCUUAAAUUCCUAACCACCAAAAGGCCAGCAACGCACUUGUAACGUCUCUAGUGUUGCAAGUGUCCAUGGGCGGCGGCGAUUGCUUACCAUCAGGUGAUCCGUCUGCUCGUUUACCGGCUUAUUCCAUGAAACAAAAUGUAUAUAAAUUAAUAUAAAAAAAAAGGUCGCUCAGAUCAAUUACCCUUUCAACUAUCGCAAUGUUUGACCAUAUUCGUCUUAUGGGUUAACCAUUGGUUAAUUUACCUUUAAUAUAUAAGUUAAAAAUGUGUUCGUUCCACCAUAAAUAUUCUGUAUAUAUUAUGUAAUAAACAAACAACUACUUAUUAUUAAGUUAAAUAACUAUUUUACCAGCUUUGUUAUACACUGGUACAUUUAAAAAUCUCUUUAAUCUUAAUACAAAUCACACUUAAGGUAAGCGUCCAUAGGCCCGCAUCGUACGCAUUCCGUAUGACGUCAUCAGUACGCAUCGCAUGUAGACAUUGCCGAUGAUGCGGUCCGUACGAUGCGGAUCAGUGGACGCAGUUGUAUGAGUUUCUAUACAAGACUAACUAAAAUCCGUUGCGUGCGAUGCGUACGAUGCGGGUCUGUAAACGCGUACCUUUAAAAAUCAGCAAUCUUUAUUAAAAUUGUACAAUUCGAUACAAUAUUUGAUAUUUUUUCUUCUCUUUUUUGUAAUAUUUAGUUAAAUAAGUCACCAAGAUUGUGAUUUUUAAGUAUUUGUAAUUAAAUAAUUAAAUAUUAUUAAUUAAGAAUUUAUUUUUGUACCAUUUUAGUUUAUAGUGUAUUUUUAAUUAGCUGCUCUUACAGAUUUAAGGUCAUUUAGUUGUAUAAAAACUAUGGACACUGCCAUUUUGCACAAUUUUGCCAAAAUAUUGCGUCUUUUCCAAUCAGUAAGCUCAAAUUAUUUUUAAGCUUCUAUCUUUUUAAAUGUCUGGCCGAAUUUUUUACUAAAAAGACAUACGACAGAAUGAGAAAACUAAAAAAGCUUUUUUUUUAACUAAAAUAUAAAAACUAAAAUGCCUUUCUUUAACUAAAAUGUUGGCAUUUUUUUAGUAUUGAAGUUUUAUUAUCGUGAGUUUUCUUGUGAUGUCGUAUGUUAAUUUUUUUAUGGGAUUUAAUAAUUUAGUAUUGUCACUAAAUAAAUAAAUAUCAAUCAAUGUCUAUAAGUAAACGGUUACGACUAAAUAUUAUUGAAAUAUAAAGUAUUUAUUAAAUAAGAA
This is a messenger RNA of Spodoptera frugiperda (fall armyworm), 5045 nucleotides long. It is a transcript of the gene Fas3, whose product is annotated as fasciclin-3. NCBI's taxonomy places the organism in Eukaryota, Metazoa, Arthropoda, Insecta, Lepidoptera, Noctuidae. Bases 404 to 1726 code for a protein of 440 amino acids. The record is from RefSeq and is a predicted model, not a curated record. The transcript has 12 exons.